GGCAGCGAAAUCGUGGUGAGCGGCUGCGCGAGGGCAGCCACUUCCUUUUGCGGGUCGCGGCGAGUGCGGAGGGACUGCCAUGAAAGCCUCGGGCACACUUCGUGAAUACAAGGUGGUGGGGCGCUGCCUUCCUACCCCCAAGUGUCAGACACCACCGCUUUACCGCAUGCGCAUCUUUGCCCCCAACCAUGUCGUUGCCAAGUCACGCUUCUGGUACUUUGUAUCACAGCUGAAGAAGAUGAAGAAGUCUUCAGGGGAGAUUGUGUACUGUGGGCAGGUAUUUGAGAAGUCCCCCUUGCGGGUCAAGAACUUUGGCAUCUGGCUGCGCUACGACUCCCGGAGUGGGACCCACAACAUGUACCGAGAGUACCGGGACCUGACCACCGCAGGUGCUGUCACCCAGUGCUACCGCGACAUGGGAGCUCGGCACCGAGCCCGGGCCCACUCUAUCCAGAUCAUGAAAGUGGAGGAGAUUGCAGCCAGCAAGUGCCGCCGGCCCGCGGUCAAGCAGUUCCACGACUCCAAGAUCAAGUUCCCACUGCCCCACCGGGUCUUGCGUCGCCAGCACAAGCCACGCUUCACCACCAAGAGGCCCAACACCUUCUUCUAAGCACGGCCCCACCCCCUACCCCUGGUCUGCCCAAUAAAUGCCUCAGG
Orycteropus afer afer is the source of this 657-nucleotide messenger RNA. It is a transcript of the gene RPL18A, whose product is annotated as ribosomal protein L18a. NCBI's taxonomy places the organism in Eukaryota, Metazoa, Chordata, Mammalia, Tubulidentata, Orycteropodidae. Gene Ontology annotation, biological process: translation. The record is from RefSeq and is a predicted model, not a curated record. Gene Ontology annotation, molecular function: structural constituent of ribosome. Gene Ontology annotation, cellular component: ribosome; cytosolic large ribosomal subunit.